AUGGGAGCACGCGCUGCGAGGCCCCGCGGUCCGCGCCGUGGUGCUGAAAACGCUGCGCGCCGAAGGCGGGCGCCCGGCGCGCGCCAACCGACCCGCUCCCGGAGUACGCGAGGCCGGAGCGUGGCUCGGGGCCUGCGCUUGACAGCCCCUGCCUGGCGGGCGCCCAGAGUCGCCAGGCCGGAGAUGGCCCCCGAUCCAGUGGCCGCCGAGACCCCGGCCCGGGGGCCCACCCCGCGCUACUUCACCUGGGACGAGGUGGCGCAGCGCUGCGGGCGCGAGGAGCGGUGGCUCGUGAUCGACCGGAAGGUGUACAACAUCAGCGAGUUCACCCGCCGCCACCCGGGGGGCUCCCGAGUCAUCAGCCACUACUCCGGGCAGGAUGCCACGGAUCCCUUUAUGGCGUUCCACAUCAACAAGGGCCUUGUGAGGAAGUAUAUGAACUCUCUCCUGAUUGGGGAACUGUCUCCGGAGCAGCCCAGCUUUGAGCCAACCAAGAAUAAAGAGCUGACUGAUGAGUUCCGGGAGCUGCGGGCCACGGUGGAGCAGAUGGGGCUCAUGAAGGCCAACCAUGUCUUCUUCCUGCUGUACCUGUUGCACAUCCUGCUGCUGGAUGUUGCUGCCUGGCUCACACUUUGGGUCUUUGGGACAUCCUUCGUGCCCUUCCUCUUCUGUGCAAUGCUGCUCAGCGUAGUUCAGGCCCAGGCUGGCUGGCUCCAGCAUGACUUUGGUCACCUGUCAGUCUUCAGCACCUCUACAUGGAACCACCUGGUACAUCAUUUUGUGAUUGGCCACCUGAAGGGGGCCCCUGCCAGUUGGUGGAAUCACAUGCACUUCCAGCACCACGCCAAGCCCAACUGCUUCCGCAAAGACCCAGACAUCAACAUGCAUCCCUUCUUCUUUGCCUUGGGAAAGAUCCUCUCUGUGGAACUUGGGAAACAGAAGAAAAAGUACAUGCCAUACAACCACCAGCACAAAUACUUCUUCCUAAUCGGGCCCCCAGCCUUGCUGCCUCUCUACUUCCAGUGGUAUAUUUUCUAUUUUGUUUUCCAGCGGAAGAAGUGGGUGGACUUGGCCUGGAUGAUCACCUUCUACACCCGCAUCUUCCUCACUUAUGUGCCGCUGUUGGGGCUGAAAGGCUUUCUGGGCCUUUUCUUCAUGGUCAGGUUCCUGGAAAGCAACUGGUUUGUGUGGGUGACACAAAUGAACCACAUCCCCAUGCAUAUUGACCACGACCGAAACGUGGACUGGGUCUCCACCCAGCUCCAGGCAACAUGCAACGUCCACAAGUCUGCCUUCAACGACUGGUUCAGUGGACACCUCAACUUCCAGAUCGAGCACCAUCUUUUUCCCACAAUGCCCCGACACAAUUACCACAAAGUGGCUCCCCUGGUGCAGUCCCUGUGUGCCAAGCAUGGCAUAGAGUACCGGUCCAAGCCGCUGCUCUCAGCCUUCGCCGACAUUGUCCACUCACUGAAGGAGUCGGGGCAGCUCUGGCUAGAUGCCUAUCUUCACCAGUAACAACAGUCCCCAACCCCCACCUGAAGAGGAAGAGGACUCUGGAGCCAAAGCAGAGGAGAGCUUGAGGGAACAUGCCAUUACAGUUCUAAUAUUCAGAGGGGGGGUGGGUUUGGGGACACAAAGGCUCUGACUCAAACCCUUCCCCUUUAUCUUCUAGGCACAGAUCUAAGACCCAAAGAGGGGUGGGGGGACAUGCAAGCCUCCCAGAAGGAGGAAAGGAGCUGUGGGGCCAGGAAUGUGAGACAGUUUUGUUUGCUUUUUCUAGCUUGGCUGAUGCAGAUGACUGGCGAGCACAGAGGGAACCAGGAGGGUAUUAUACAAGGGGGACCUGUACAUGAAGGCAAGAAUCAAGAAGACAUUUAGCACUAAAAUCCCGCUGAUAUAAAGGGUGAACUCAUCUCACUGGCCCACUUCUCAGUGCCUUCUCCACCCUCACCUGUAAACCUGAGAGGGACAGAGCAGCUGAACUUUUUGAGCAAGAUUUAGAAAGGAAGCAUUAAUGCUUAGAAUUCUGAAGCGUAGCGUAACUCAGUGCAGGGGAACUCAGCUCACUGCCCAGGGCUAGCUGUGACCUAGGUCUACCUCAGGCUGCUGGGGAAAGCCAUUACCAGUCUCAGAAGCAGGCAGGGCAAAGCCAGGACUGUGGUAUUGCAGACAUUUGGCCCUGAAGGAUCCUGGCACUGUAGAUUUUGGCCUGUGUUUCAUCCAGAGUCUAGAGGGAAUAUUAGGUCUUAGUCCUUGCCAAAACAAAUGGUAGAGAGUUGCUGGACAUUAUAAAUCCCUUCAUCUUUUGAUUAACCUCUUCUAACUAUCCCCUCAGGAACAGAACACUCCCAGGACUGAGAGUCCAUGUCUUGCUCCAUAAGCAAGUGAGCAAAUGGGGCAGUUUAGUCUUUUCUCCUCCCUAGAAACGAACAGGUUCCCAGUGGCUUCCCUUUACUUCCCAACGUGUAAUUCCAGUUAGUGAGUACAAGUGACCAAAUUGGAAGAUACUAAUUACUGGUCAUAAAGUUUCAGUCAUAAGGAAUAUAAAGGCUAUAAGCAGAAACUUUCUAUAACCUAAAUUAUGUUACAGCAUUAUCUCUGAGCAGGAGCAGUGGGUUAAAUAUAAUCACUUAAUAGUUCUAAAUCAGAAAUAGGAAGAUUAAAAACAGAAAAACUUGUAAUCAUCAUUGCUGUAGCUAGGCAUCUUCCUCUGUCCCCUGCUACUCAAGCAUCUUAUACUUCUGGUGACCAGAUAGGAACUUAGGGAUAACUCUUGUAAAGCAUUAUCAGUCUAAUAGUGAAAUACAGUCUUUUCAUCUUCUGGUUUCGAAAAGUAUAUAACCUUUGUCUCCGGAGAGCAAACAGGAAUAUGCCCAGGACUCUUGCUUAACUCCCAGGGCUUAUCACUGGCAUUCACAUCCUCCUCUCUCCCCGAACUCACAGCCUUUCAGUCCAGGUGAAGGGAUUAUUUCUUUGCCUGUUUAACAGUCUCUACUCUAAGCAUAUUGACCAUUUUGGAUACUGGGAGAAGAACCUCAAACUGAAGGAAAAAGCAGAGCCUACAUUUAGUUUGGGGAGGAAAUGGCUGACAGUCAAGAUGAUGGUCCAAGGCACGUUGGGAUAGGGUUAGAGUGAACAGAUGGAGCAACUUAAGUCUUUUCUCCACCUAUGGUGAGGCUGGUCUGGAUUACUUAGAGGUUUGUCAAAACAAAGAAGGGGGAAAAAUAGUUGGGGAUACAACAGGUUGCAAAAGAGCUCAGAUCUUUUCGAUUUGGGCAGAUUUGGCCCUGCUGGAGAAUCUGGUUUCAAGCAGCCUGGGUAGAAAAACUAGAAGCAGAAUUGAAAAGUUCUACUUUGAUUGGCUUCCUUACUCCAGGAAUAGGUGCUGAUCCUUUCCCAUUCCUGUUUCUUGCCACCUGAGGUUUGGGUGUGGUGUCCCUAGUCUGUCAAGCCAACUGGCUCUGGGCCCAGGCUACCCAAUCUGAGCAAACACUAGUGAGGCUCUGUUGAGCCAAGAACAGGUCCUGAACCACUUAAAGAACCUGAACCACUGUAACCUUCUCUCCCCAGUCUAUCAGUGUGGUCUGUCACAUGACCAAAAAGGGACACAUCAGUGACAAAAGGCUUAUAAUGCUACAAUGGCAAAAUGAGUGAUGAGAAAAUAGGAUUAGAGAGGAAAAGUCACCUCUGGACACAUAGAUCAUGCCAGAACUAACAUUUGAACGUGUUUUUUAAAACUCCAACUUCUCUGUUUAUCUUUGUUCCUUUUUUCUUUCUACUACCUGGCGGGAGGCAUUUUCUUUAAUCAGGCCCCAUAUCGGUAUGCUUUUUAUGUGUGCCAAUUUUGUUGUCACAUCUCAAUGAAAUAAACCUGAAAAAUAAAGUUGAUUUUGACCAAA
This is a messenger RNA of Galeopterus variegatus (Sunda flying lemur), 3902 nucleotides long. It is a transcript of the gene FADS1, whose product is annotated as fatty acid desaturase 1. Gene Ontology annotation, molecular function: oxidoreductase activity, acting on paired donors, with oxidation of a pair of donors resulting in the reduction of molecular oxygen to two molecules of water. The record is from RefSeq and is a predicted model, not a curated record. Gene Ontology annotation, biological process: lipid metabolic process. NCBI's taxonomy places the organism in Eukaryota, Metazoa, Chordata, Mammalia, Dermoptera, Cynocephalidae. Gene Ontology annotation, cellular component: membrane.